This is a messenger RNA of Equus quagga, 1676 nucleotides long. It is a transcript of the gene TMEM156, whose product is annotated as transmembrane protein 156. The transcript has 7 exons. The coding region runs from base 152 to 1093 and encodes 313 amino acids. Lineage: Eukaryota; Metazoa; Chordata; Mammalia; Perissodactyla; Equidae. The record is from RefSeq and is a predicted model, not a curated record.
UCAAGGCCUCUUUUUUUUCACAUCUUACCCAAAAGGAAGUGAGUAUGAGGUAAAUUGCAUAAACUUGAAGUUCCGCAGAGACAAAACUUAAAGCAGGAAGAAACAUGCCAUCAAUGUACUGGAUGGGAACACGUGUGUCAUGUGAGUAGACAUGACAAAAACAGCCCUUCUUAAAUUACUUUUGGCAAUAGUGAUCACAUUCAUUUUAAUUUUGCCAGAAUAUUUCAAGACACCAAAAGGAAACAUCUUGAAGCUAUCAUGUCUGGAAGGGUGUUUACAAACUAAUCUCACCUAUUCACUCUCCUCCGUGAACUUGUCCUUCGUGACUUUCCUACAACCACUAAGGGAAACUCAGACUAUUAUGGGAAUCUUUCUAAAUCACACCAACUUUCAAAACUUCACCAGGAUUUGCCAGGACUUCACGAGUGAAUUUCAAAUGUGCUCCUCAUGUUUGGUUUGUGAGUCUAAAGGAGAUAUGGAUUUUAUUUCUCAGGAACAAACAUCAAAAGUUCUUAUCAUGAAAGGAUCAAUGGAAGGGAAGACAAAUGAUUUUCAUUCACCUUGUCAACAUUUUAACUUCACUGUAACUCCUACAGUUGACCACAUUGAGGAAUAUAACCUUACCUGUGAUCCAAAAACCCACACUAGAAGGUCAGCAAUCAUGGAGGAAGAUCCAGCCAAGGAAAAGUCUAUAAACCACACUUGUAGAUUUAUGGAAUACCCAAAUAAUUGUAUACACAUCACUUUGCACCAAGAAAUGGAUGUAAAAAAUUUCACUUGUUCCAUGAAGAUCACUUGGUAUGUUUUAGUUCUAUUAGUUUUUAUAUUUUUGCUCACCCUUGUUAUCCACAAAAUACUUGAAGGCCACAGGAGAGUGCAGAAAUGGCAGAGUCAUAAAUACAAACCUACGUCUAUUCGCUUAAGAGGAAGUGAUUCUGAGAAACCUCAAACAUCGAAUGUGCAGGUUACUUCAGCAGAGACAAAGCAGAGGCUGCCCUUAACUCAGAUCAAGGAAGUGCUUCCUCCAAUACCAGAACUAGAAGUCACUUCCACAGUGCAUCAGCAAAAUCAGUGUACACGAAUAUCCUUUUGAAUUGCUCUGGACAACUUGGACUGAACCCUUUUGAGGAAUAUUCAAUUUUAUUUUGAGAAUGAGUAAACUGGUAAAUAUUUGGGUCCAGCUGAAGAUGCAUAAUAGGAAACAGUAGGAAUGCUGACUGGUUGAUGAACACUAGUUCAAGAGCACUCUUUUGACCCAGGAGAUCAAAGGAAGGAGAGUUUUUUCAGGAAGCCAUUAUGAGUCAUGGAAAACAAGCUGAUGAAACCCACGGAAACAGCAAGAGAACACUAACUCUCCUUGUUUAUCCAUCAUUAUGCAGACAUACCUCAUUAUAUUGCACUUCACUUGUAUAGCUUACAAUAACCCCAAGAUUUCGAUUUUGAGGAAUCAAAAACAGAGCCAAGGAUGAAAAUCCUUUCCCACAUUGCAGAUUCUGAUUUGACAGGUUUUCAAAUAGACCAUUUCUAUCCGGCAAAUUGCUUCAGAGAGCCUGGACUGUUUGUUUAUACAUUUGUUUAGAUUUAUCAAUCUUGUCUCCUUUUGGCACUGGGAUGUUUAAAAAAAUUCAAAGAUGCCAAAAUAAAAUGAAUUUAACUGAAAUAUUGGAAUUUUUAAA